AAUCCCCUGGCCCCUCGCUGCCUCCUAGUCACUUAUCUCCUAGUUGAGGUUGCAUUGAGUGCUUGUGGGAGCUGUGGAGGAUUCUGGAGGGGUUGUGCACCCAGGCGGUGGUGUGACGCUUACAGUCUUCCCGAGGGUGGAGGAGCAGCUGCCUUUUGCGUCAGUCCCACUGGCCUUCACCUAUCCACCGCUGCUUUGCUGUGGUGCCUCCCCUCCCCCUUCCUGUUAUCUGCCCCUCUACUGCCUGGUGGCCACCUCUGCUGUUCCUGCCUGCCUGUCAGAGUAAAUGGCUGAUAAGCAGAUCAGCCUGCCUGCCAAGCUCAUCAAUGGUGGCAUCGCUGGGCUAAUUGGGGUCACCUGUGUGUUCCCCAUCGACCUGGCCAAGACGAGGCUGCAGAACCAGCAAAAUGGUCAGCGCAUGUACUCAAGCAUGUCUGACUGCCUAAUCAAGACCAUCCGCUCAGAGGGCUACUUUGGCAUGUACCGGGGAGCAGCUGUGAACCUGACUUUGGUCACCCCUGAGAAAGCCAUCAAGCUGGCAGCUAAUGACUUCUUCCGGCAUCAACUUUCAAAGGAUGGGCAGAAGCUGACACUACCCAAGGAGAUGUUGGCAGGGUGUGGAGCUGGUACCUGCCAGGUGAUCGUCACCACCCCUAUGGAGAUGCUAAAGAUCCAGCUGCAGGAUGCAGGCCGAAUUGCUGCCCAGAAGAAGAUUCUGGCUACCCAGCUCUCAGCCCAGGCCAGCGCCCCGACCUCCGUGGAGGCUCCUGCUGCAUCCCGCCCCACAGCCACCCAGCUGACCCGAGACCUGCUGCGCAACCGUGGCAUUGCUGGCCUCUACAAGGGACUGGGGGCCACGCUGCUCAGGGAUGUCCCCUUCUCCAUUGUGUACUUCCCCCUGUUUGCCAACCUGGACCAACUAGGCCGCUCAGCCUCCGAGGAAAAGUCACCCUUCUAUGUAUCAUUUCUGGCUGGCUGUGUGGCUGGGAGUGCAGCUGCCGUGGCUGUCAACCCCUGUGAUGUGGUGAAGACACGGCUCCAGUCGCUGCAGCGUGGCAUCAAUGAAGACACCUACUCUGGCUUUCUGGACUGUGCCAGGAAGAUCUGGCAGCAUGAGGGCCCCUCCGCCUUCCUGAAGGGUGCCUACUGUCGUGCACUGGUCAUUGCUCCCCUGUUUGGCAUCGCACAGGUGGUCUACUUCCUGGGUAUUGCUGAGUCCCUGCUGCAGCUGCUACAAGAACCCCAGGCCUGAGCCCACUGUGGGGGCAAAGCAGGGCAGCCGGUCCAGGACUGAGAGUGGGAAGUCUCUCUCCAGUCCUGGUCCAUGGGGGUGGGAAGAACAGGGUUCAGGGUCCAUGGGGGUGGUGCACACAAGGCUGCCACGGGGCCCUGUGGACACCACAAUUGGAAUCAAUGUCUUAUUUAUGUAGAAAAUGCAUAUAUCUGUACAUUCCUUGAGCCAGACCAAAAUCCAGUCCUGCCUGGACUGAACACCCCCAGGGACAGAGCUGGUCUCUGGGCUGGGGGCCCUGGACCUAGGCUGAGCAGACUGGACACUAGGCCCCAUCCACUGGCAUCCAAGGCUCUCCUGGUUUACAAAGGGGACCUAGGCAAACCUAUUUAUUGAACUUGCUGUGCCCAUGUGGCUGCCUGUCCUGUUCAUCCAUCCACCGUCCUUGCUGCUCUCAUCUCAGCCAGCCUUGCAGGAAUCCCAGAGCGGUGGGGCUCACACUGAGUGCUGGCUCCCAGGGCAAGCGGCCCACGAGGGAUCUGAUGGAGGCCUCAGCCCUGCCUCAGGCUGGUCCAGGCUGCAUGAAGGCUGUGUGCGUGUGUAUACAUGAUGAGGAGCAGGUUGUGCCUGUCAGCCCUUAACUGGCCUGGCUCCUUGGGAAGGGGCUGGGGUGCUGCUGCCUGGCCCAUGUGGCCAGGCAGGCCCUAGCUCUAGACCCUCUGCUGACCCUGUCCAGGAAUUUAUUUUGAGACUCCCCCACCCCUGAACUGGACUGGAUUAGACUGUCUGAGAUUGACCAGGCCCAACAGCAGACUUGAAAACCAGUAUGGAGAAUGGGGCACCUGCCCUGCUGUGGGGGAGGCAGUGGCUGCUGCCCACCCUCUAGAGCCCACCUUACUCUCCUGACAAUGCUGGGAAGCCCCCUCCCUCAUGCCCUGAUGUUGUAAUUUCAGGCAGGCGCCUUGUCCUGCCUCGCUGUGAUCCUGUUGGUGACUGAUCCUGAAGUGCUGGUGCUGUGUCCUCUAGCCUGGCCCCCUCUGUGGAGGCCCCUUCCCAGUGACACUACCUGGGGCGCAGGUAUUGGCCCCCAUUUCACGGUUGCUCCUGGGAGCUGCCCCCUCCUGUAUCUGUACCUUGGAAGCUGCUGCUGCUUACAGAAUUAUAUUUUUUCUUUUGAAGAGUUUUAAGAAGUUGUAACUUUUUGUGUCUUGUCAUGUAUGACGAUAAAUAAAUAUUCUAAGUAGA
Messenger RNA from Cavia porcellus (domestic guinea pig), 2476 nucleotides. It is a transcript of the gene Slc25a22, whose product is annotated as solute carrier family 25 member 22. The record is from RefSeq and is a predicted model, not a curated record. Gene Ontology annotation, molecular function: L-glutamate transmembrane transporter activity; L-aspartate transmembrane transporter activity. Bases 287 to 1252 code for a protein of 321 amino acids. The transcript has 10 exons. Gene Ontology annotation, biological process: L-glutamate transmembrane transport; malate-aspartate shuttle; aspartate transmembrane transport. Lineage: Eukaryota; Metazoa; Chordata; Mammalia; Rodentia; Caviidae.